This is a messenger RNA of Lycium barbarum (goji berry), 1338 nucleotides long. RefSeq names its product THO complex subunit 7A-like. Gene Ontology annotation, biological process: mRNA processing; mRNA export from nucleus. Gene Ontology annotation, cellular component: THO complex part of transcription export complex. The record is from RefSeq and is a predicted model, not a curated record. The transcript is spliced from 4 exons. NCBI's taxonomy places the organism in Eukaryota, Viridiplantae, Streptophyta, Magnoliopsida, Solanales, Solanaceae. The coding region runs from base 220 to 930 and encodes 236 amino acids.
CUAUGAAAAUAAGGAGGGAAGUUAAUGUUACAUAGCCAAAUCUGAAGGGAGUCUCUGAAUUUAUCCUUCCUAUUUCUCUUCUUCAACCCAGCCGUCUCUUGAUUGUUAGUUGGCAAAACUCAAUUUGUUGUUGUGUUUGGAGCUCAAAUUGGGGUUACAGUACUGAAUUUGGAAGAUUUGUGUGGUGGAAUAUCAAACAAGAAAGGAUAGGAAACUUAAAUGUUGGCGAGAGGCAGAAAAGUUGCUGGGAAAGGGGAGACAGUGGGUGCACAUUAUGCUUUUGGCCCUCUUGAAGAUGAUUUAAUUAUUAAGCAUAGACUUCUCACUCGCACAACAACCACUAGAGGUGAACCGCCGCUGAAGAAACUUCAGAAAAAGUUUACCGCUUUUGCUUCAGAGGUAGAGAAGGAAGCUGAUAACUAUGGUGAUUGUGAAAGACUUGCCAAAGCUUUCUUGCAAGAGCUAAAUACAUUUGAGAUUCCUCUCCUAAAGAGCAAAGCAGUCAUAGAUGCAAACCUUAGAGAGAAAGAGAACUUUAAUGACCUAAAAGAUGAGAUAAAUGGGCAAAUUUUACAAGCUCAGGCUGAUAUAGAAGAUCUCAAGAGGCAACUUGAAGAAAGCAAGAUAGAGAGACAGCACAAAGAAGAGUGUGAGGCCAUCAGGAAGUUGGUUGCUAUGCAGCCUCCAAGAUCUGAAACUCAGAAGGUUAUUUCAGAGCUUGAGAAAGAGAUAGCAAAGUUGGGGGCAGAGAAUACUGCUAGUUCAAGAACACUGGAGCUUCGUAAAAAGCAAUUUGCGCUUCUAUUACACGUGGUUGAUGAGUUGCAGAACACGAUAGAGGAAGAACAGAGGAGCUUGGUGGAAGAGUUGAGGAAUGCAGUUGAUGAUCAUGAUAAGAGUGGCGGUCCUGAAGCAAUGGCUGUCGAUUAGCAAGUGAUUGCACCUAGACUCUUAGGCAUAUUAAGGACAAGCCUUUCCCAGACGACAAAUACCUCCUACCAAUUGUUGUAUUUUAGUAUUUGGCACCCUUUGGCGAGCCCCUGGAUUUUCCUAGGAAUAGCGUACUACAACAACCCCCCCCCCCCCCCACCCCCCUGGGUGUCAAAGAGCAUUCUUUUUCUUAUAUUAUUUUGACAAUGUAAUAGCUUUUCAUUAUGCUAUUGAGCGAUGGGACUUGAAUAGUUUCUGGUGUAGAAAUUUUCAAUAUGACAAGUCUUUUAUUGUGCCAUCUUGAGUUUGACAUGCACAAAUUGGCGUGGCUAGAAUGAAAAUGGAGUAAAUACUGAUGGAAUUGCAUCUGACUUUCUUUAUUAUUGAUGGACCAUUCUGUUUUUUUGA